UUGAGCUACCUGCCCCGCAGCCCCGCUAAUCAUUUUGUUUCUAUCCGUAUACGAUCUCCAACCAGGCGAAGACAGACACAACUCUGACAGAUGGCCGGCGGGGCCUGGUCUUCUUCAGUGUAGUUAUCAUAUGGAUGAUUGCUAAUCUCGUGUGCACUAACCUUCAGCCACACGCUGAGACAGUGGCCCAAGGGCUGAAACAGGUUGUGUCGAGCCAUGGCAUUCAGUAAAGGUUAUCGUAUUUAUCAUAAACUGGAUCCACCUCCGUACAGUGUGAUUGUGGAGACCAGAAAUCGAGAGGAAUGCCUGAUGUUCGAGUCUGGAGCCGUUGCUGUACUGUCGGCGGCGGAGAAAGAGACCAUCAAAACAGCGUACACCAAGAUGCUGGAUGCUUAUGGGAUCCUGGGAGUUCUUCGUCUUAACCUUGGAGAUUCUAUGCUGCACAGCCUGGUGGUCGUAACAGGCUGCAGUUCAGUGGGAAAAGUCCAGGAUUCAGAAGUUUUUCGAGUAACGGGCACUGACUUCGUCUCUCUGAAAAACGACCCCUCGGAUGAGGACCGCAUCGCUGAUGUCAGGAAAGUCUUAAACUCUGGUAACUUCUAUUUCGCUUGGUCCUCCACCGGAGUGAGUCUGGACCUCAGCUUGAACGCGCACCGCAGAAUCAGAGAAGACACAUCCGACAAUCGUUUUUUCUGGAAUCAGUCCCUCCAUCUCCAUCUCAAGCAUUAUGGGGUGAACUGUGAUGACUGGCUGCUGAGGUUGAUGUGUGGCGGAGUGGAGAUCCGCACCAUCUAUGCUGGCCACAAGCAGGCCAAAGCUUGCGUGAUCUCUCGGCUCAGCUCAGAGAGAGCAGGCACACGUUUUAAUGUCCGAGGCACAAAUGACGAUGGCCAGGUGGCCAACUUUGUGGAGACUGAGCAGGUUAUUUUCCUUGAUGACAAAGUAUCUUCCUUCAUUCAGAUCCGAGGGUCAAUACCCCUGUUCUGGGAGCAGCCGGGAAUUCAGAAACACUCUUUUAAGGGGAUUAUGUUGCAGCUGAAUCAAAGUCGAGAGGCGAAAGGACAGCAUGGAAAACAACAGCUGGUCGGAUCUCAUCGUGUUAAGCUGUCUCGUGGUUUUGAAGCAAACGCACCGGCUUUUGAGAGACACUUUGGUGCUCUGAGGAGGCUGUAUGGCAGACAGGUGAUCAUCAACCUGCUGGGUAUGAAGGAGGGGGAAAACAUGCUCAGCAAAGCAUUCCAGAGUCACCUGAAAGCUUCAGAGCAUGCGAAUGCUGUGAGAAUGUUGAACUUUGACUAUCAUCAGAUGGUUAAAGGUGGGAAGACUGACAAGCUCAUCACUGUCCUGAAACCUCAGAUCAACAAGUUUCUGGAGGAAUGUGGUUUCUUCUACUACUCGGGGGAGGCCGGCAUUCAGAGAUGUCAAACUGGGACUAUUCGUUCCAAUUGUUUAGACUGCUUGGACCGAACAAACAGCGUCCAGGCCUUCAUUGCACUUGAGAUGCUUCCAAAACAGUUAGAAGACAUGGGUCUGACUGAGAAGCCUCAGCUGGUGGCACGCUUUCAGGAGGUUUUCCGCUCCAUGUGGUCCACCAAUGGAGACUCGGUCAGCAAGAUCUACGCAGGCACUGGUGCCCUGGAUGGCAAGGCUAAGGGUGGAAAGCUAAAAGACGGCGCUCGCUCAGUCACUAGAACCAUUCAGAACAACUUCUUUGACAGCUCUAAACAAGAAGCCAUUGACAUCCUGAGACUGGGCAGCACCCUGAACAGUGACCUGGCAGAUAAGGCACGAGCCCUCCUCACAACCAGCAGCCUGUACGUCUCUGAGCCCAUUUUACAGUCAGCCUCUCCCAGAGUGCUUCUGGGCAUGUGUCAGAACUACUUCAAGUACACACGUCCCAAGAAGAUCAGAGUGUGUGUGGGUACAUGGAACGUGAACGGGGGCAAGCAGUUCCGCAGUAUUGCGUUUCGUAACCACACGCUCAAUGACUGGCUCCUGGAUGCCCCUAAGAAGGCCGGCCACCCAGAAUUCCAGGAUGGAAAAUCUAACCCAGUGGACAUCUUUGCUAUUGGCUUUGAGGAAAUGGUAGAGCUGAAUGCUGGAAAUAUCGUCAGCGCAAGCACUACUAAUCAGAAGCUGUGGGCUGCAGAACUGCAGAAGAACAUCUCACGAGAGCACAAAUACGUGCUGCUGGCCUCAGAGCAGCUGGUGGGUGUGUGUCUGUUCGUCUACAUACGCCCUCAGCAUGCACCGUUCAUCAGGGACGUUGCUGUGGACACAGUGAAGACUGGAAUGGGUGGAGCCACUGGUAAUAAAGGGGGUGUGGCUAUUCGCAUGCUCUUCCACACCACCAGCAUCUGCUUUGUGUGCUCUCACUUUGCUGCCGGCCAAUCACAGGUCAAAGAGAGGAACGACGACUACAAUGAAAUCACACGCAAACUGUCCUUCCCCAUGGGCCGUCUCCUAUACUCUCAUGAUUAUGUAUUCUGGUGUGGAGACUUCAACUACCGAAUAAAUAUUCCCAAUGAAGAGACCAAGGAACUGAUCAGACAGCAGAAUUGGGAUGCACUGAUUGCUGGAGAUCAGCUGCUGGAGCAGAAGAAUGCUGGACAGAUUUUUAGGGGCUUUAUUGAAGGGAAGCUGGAUUUUGCCCCCACUUACAAAUAUGACCUGUUUUCGGAGGAUUAUGACACCAGUGAGAAGUGCCGCACACCAGCCUGGACUGACCGUGUGUUGUGGAAGAGAAGAAAGUGGAACUUUGAUAAAACUGCGGAAGAGUUGGAGUUGAAUGUAGUAGGAGCCCCAGUGAUUGAGGAAGAUCAGUACCCAUGGAGCCCUGGAGAGCUCAAGUAUUAUGGUAGAGCGGAGCUCAAAACCUCUGAUCACAGGCCUGUGGUGGCUAUCAUGGAUGUGGACAUACUUGAAGUGGAUCCAGAGGCCAGACAUCAGGUGUAUAAAGAAGUGAUCGCCCUGCAGGGUCCACCAGAUGGCACCAUCCUUGUCUCUCUCUGCACAUCUGGUCCUGAUGACUACUUUGAUGAUGCACUGAUUGAUGACCUGUUGGACAAGUUUGCAAAUUUUGGCGAGGUUAUUCUUAUCAGGUUUGUUGAAGAGAAAAUGUGGGUGACAUUUUUGGAGGGAUACUCUGCUCUGGCAGCUCUAUCUUUGAGUGGCUCUACUGUGAAUGGUAAGACCAUAGACAUUCGUCUGAGGAGUCCAGGUUGGAUAAAGAGUCUAGAGGAGGAAAUGAGUGUGGAGAGAAUCUGCGGUAGCAUCCCAACAUCCACCAGCUCUACCCUGCUGGCAGAAAACUCUGACAUGGGAGAAGAGUAUGACAUGGAAGGUGAUGUGGAUGAGGAGGUUGAGGAUAUUUUACCCCAGCACCUGCAACCUGGAGCAGGCAUGGAUCUGGGCGCAUCCCCUGCCACGUCGCCACACACCAGCCCCUGCCCCUCUCCUACCCACGGAGAACCUGCAGCCCCCAUCCGGCCCAGCAGAGCCCCUCCACGCACAGCUGGACCACCACAGGGAGGAUUAAGCCCAGCAUGCAUUAGAAGGGAACUGGCAGGUUCUCCUGUUGAUGGUCAGCCAGCUGGUGCUCUCUUUUCACAGGGACUAGAGCCAAAACGCCCCCCUCCUCCACGCCCCAACGCCCCACCAGCCCGACCUGCACCUCCACAGCGCCCCCCACCACCUUCAGGACAAAAAAGCCCAGCAUUAGCACGUGCAGAUGCAGCUGGUCGUGGUCAAGCCACCGGAUCAGCCCCUGGAGGCACUUCGCGGCCGAUCCCACCUCGAGCAGGAGUCAUCAGCAUCCCUCCUCAGGCUAGACCUCCUCCUCCUGCUCAUCCUGGGGCCCCCAGGCCCAUAGCAGAGGUGCAUCCUGGGGCACCACGACCCUCACCUGAUAAUCACCCCGGAGCACCAAGACCCAUUCCUGAACCCCAAAGCAAACCGUCUGAACUGCCUCUGGGUCCACCCCCCACACUGCCAACUCCCAUGAGGCCUCAGAUGAUAUCACCCAUGCAGCCUCAGUCUAUGUCACCAAUGCAGCCUCCAGUCCAAGUCCAACUGCCCCCUCCCAUACAAUCCCAGCUCCCUCCACCAAUGCAGCCCACCUUCCCUGCCCCGCUGGUGCCUCAGCUUGCUCCUCAAGCAUCUGCUGGAGCCGCUGCCGCCCCUCAGCCCGGACUGGCAUCUCCUAAGCCUCCCCCCCGGAGCCGGUCCUCUCACACACUGCCACCUGAGUCUGCUCCUGCUCCUACAUCUCAGGCCAAGGACAUGAAUGGAUUUCAAAAAGAAGCACAAUGGAAACUAGACCCCUUCGACACACUUAACACCCAGUCCCUCUUCCAGAACACCUCGUUCUCCGCUUCCCUCCCUCGCUCCUCUUCCUCAUCCACCCCCUCCCCUUCUUCUUCCUCCACAUUACCCAGCUCCCUCUCCCUAUUCUCAGCUCCCUACACCAGCAGCACUCCAUGUCUUCUGCUUCCACCCGUACCCUCCCGCAGCAAAUCCCAGGAGACCCUCCGUUCAUCCCCCAUUCCGUUCCUCGCAGAAGCCCAACCCAGACCCAGCAGCACCAACCCUUUCACUGGCAACCUAUUGUCCUCCCCACGCCGAUCGCUCACGCCCGAUUUCUACACCCAGCAGCAGGCCCAGGAGGCCAGCCAGGGCCUCAGCAGGGCCAUGUCAGCUGUGGUUCACAGUUCAGCUCUUCCACCAUCAUUCUCCAGACAGCAAACCUUAGUUCCUGCUCCAGCAGCGGCCCCAGCCAAACAAAACCAAAAAUGGGUCACAUUCGAUGAUGAUUCAGACUUCAUUUCAAUAAUGGCACCAUCCACAGGUGGGACCGGCCCGCCGCUUAUACCCGCAGCCUCAUCCCUUACCUUCUCACAACCUCAGAGCAGCUUCCCCAGCACAGGCUCUGGCAUGGACAGCAACUGGUCGUCAUUUCCCACUUCUGCAUUUCCCAUGAUCCCUCCUCCGAUCCCAACCAGGACUAAUACCAGCAUCAAAAACGCCCAAAUCCCUUCCAGAAAUGAAUUUACAGAGAGAUGAUACAGUGGAGAAAGUGUAUGUAAAAUACAAAGAAUAUAUUGUGUAUCUAUAAUAUGUGUAUGGUUUGUAUAAAAGUGUGGUAUUGGAAGUGUUUGUCCAAAAUAGAUCUGGCUGUUACUUUUAGCCCAACGUAGUUGGAAAACAAAGAGGAAAUCAACACAGUAUGUUAGUAUAUUAUUAGUUUUUUAAAAAAAACUGUCAUUUGUGUAUUAACCUGCAUAUAUACACAUCUGUGAGAAACAUUUUACACUUCAGUGGCCAGAUUUACUAUAUUACACAUUAGACCGCAAAUUGUUCAGCUUUAAGCUACAUGAUCAGAUGUAAAAAAUUUACAAAUAUUAAAUUAUAUAUCUCAUUGCGAUUUCAGUUUCAUCAUCUACUUACCCUCAUGUCUGAACACAAAAGAAGAUAUUUUAAAUGUUUUUUCGUCUUUUCUUUUUUUUUUCAUGGAGUGCAACUCAAUGAGGUCUAAAUAGGUUGUAUUGGACCACAUUGACUUCCAUUAUAUGGACAAAACCAGUUGAAACAUUCUUCAAAAUAUGUUCCUGUUUGUUCCACAGAAGAAGGAAUGUCAGACAGAUUUGGAACGACAUGAGAGUGAGUAAAUGAUUUCUGAGAUCGUUUUUUGGUGAACUGUCCCUUUGUUCUGUAACCCAGUGCUAAUAAGAAAACUUGUUAUUAUCAAAUGCACAGAUUUCAAAUGCCUGGCUGUGUCUGACUUGUUCUACGCCAUCAUAUCUGUAAAAUGAGCUUGAACAGAGAUAUCUUUUUUUGUUGUUAAACUCAUUAUGAAUGUAUCUUUUACCUGUUUCUAUUGCCUAUGUUUAGUUUCAGAGUGUCACAUGCAGCAGUAACGGUCGCUGUGCUUUACUGCAUACUCAAGUCAUGGGUCUUAUUUUUCUGGGUGUUCAUGCAAAAGACCCCCCGUGCAUCCCGUAGCACGACUGAUGUGCUUAGCUUAUUGAAAUAUGUCUUCUAUACAUAUUCAUAGUGAUUAUAUGUCUUCCUAGUGGGGAAAAAUGUAAAGUAGUUGUGAAUUGUGAUUAUAUUUACAGCAAAUUCAUGCCAUAUCUAAAGUGCACUGAAGAGCUCUGUCCUCUAGGCUUUCAAACGCACAUUUCAAGUAAAGAGGGCAUAUUUGUUCACAUGAGGGUCACAGUGGCUCCUUUUAUUCGUCAACAUUGUAUAUACAUGUGCUUUCAUUUCAUCUGACCCAAAGCUCUCGACAGAAAUGCUGUAUUUAACAAAUGUGUUGUGUGUGUGUGUGUGUGUGUGUGUGUGUGUUUUAUUUGGUGGAUUCCUCCUUCAGAAUGUUGGUCAUGCUUUCUUUUGUGCAAUGUGUACUUAUUCGCUCAAUGAAAUUGUAUUUUUUUUAUUUCAGUGAACAGGUUGUUGAUAAAUCUAUUUAUUAUGUGGAGGAAUGCUGUGCUGUAUUUUGGAUUGCGCCAUCUGUUUCUGUGUAUUUUAGCUGUUUGUGCGAGUGCGCUUGCGUGUUUAUGUCGUCAUAUUUAAGGAUUCAGAUAUCUAUGUUACGAGUCGGCUGACCCCAGAGUCAUUAUAGCAUUAUGUCUUCAAACUGUUUUAGAGAAAUAUAUUUGUUAUGGUAUAAAAUAUGGUAUAAUCUUUAGAGGAAAGCAGACUGAACACAAAAAGAUGGAUUAUGAAUGGUGUAACACUUAAAGUUGCCAUCUUAUGUUCUGAAACAAUGCCUUGUUGAUAAAAGUCUGGAGUUCCAAUGCCCCAAAGGAGUUUAUUUGAUUCUAGAGAAGCAUAUCAUGGGCCAGCCUCAGUUGUUUUUAUCAAUUGUAUAUCAUUCCAGACUGUAUUAUGGAUGAAUGAUCAGCCUUCAGGAACUGACUUUAUGUGUGCAAUCAUUUUACUCGUGUUAUGCAGGUUUUUUUUUUUUUUUUUUUUUUUU
Messenger RNA from Cyprinus carpio (common carp), 6979 nucleotides. Its product is annotated as synaptojanin-1-like. The transcript is spliced from 33 exons. The record is from RefSeq and is a predicted model, not a curated record. Gene Ontology annotation, biological process: phosphatidylinositol dephosphorylation; synaptic vesicle endocytosis. Lineage: Eukaryota; Metazoa; Chordata; Actinopteri; Cypriniformes; Cyprinidae. Bases 217 to 5061 code for a protein of 1614 amino acids. Gene Ontology annotation, molecular function: RNA binding; phosphatidylinositol-4,5-bisphosphate 5-phosphatase activity.